GCGCACCGUCACUGCGCAGGCGUCACCGCCCCUCUCAGCUCUGCUUCUGCGGGUCCCGGGGCAUCCGCGGCCGUUGGGUCUUAUGUCGCGCCGGGCCCUCCGCCGGCUGAGGGGGGAACAGCGCGGCCAGGAGCCCCUGGGGCCCGGUGCCCUGCACUUCAUUCUCCGCGAUGACGACGAUGCGGAAGAAGGCCCCAAACGGGAGCCAGCUGGCAGGCGCCCCCGAGCCGCAGGGAAGGAAGGCGUCCGUGUCAACAACCGCUUCGAGCUGAUAAACAUUGAGGACCUGGAGGAGGGGCCUGUGGUGAAUGGAGAAAGGUCUGAUGGCCAGCUCACAGACAGUGUGGUGUUGGGCAACAAGAGGAGGUCUCAGAGUGGAAGUGUAGAGCCUAAGAAAGAUGGAGAAACAACUGGCAAGACCUCAUCCCCUGAGCAGUCUAAUACAAGUGGCAAACUCCGAAAGAAGAAAAAGAAGCAGAAGAACAAGAAAAACUCUACAGGUGAAAGCUCGGAAAACGGACUGGAAGACAUCGAUCGCAUCUUGGAGCGGAUUGAGGACAACAGUGGCCUCACCCGUCCAGGCCCACCACCUCUGAGCUCCAAGAAACAUGUCCUGUAUGUGGAGCACAGACACUUGAAUCCAGACACAGAACUGAAGAGGUAUUUCGGUGCUCGAGCAGUCCUGGGGGAACAAAGGCCACGGCAGAGACAGCGCAUAUAUCCCAAGUGUACGUGGCUGACAACCCCUAAGAGUACUUGGCCCCGGUACACCAAACCAGGUCUGUCUAUGCGGCUGCUGGAAUCCCGGAAAGGCCUGUCCUGGUUUGCAUUUGAGCAUAGCGAGGAGUACCAGCACACACAGCACAAGUUCCUGGCUGCUGUGGAGUCCAUGGAGCCCAACAACAUUGUGGUUCUACUGCAGACCAGCCCCUAUCACGUGGACUCGCUCCUACAGCUCAGCGACGCCUGCCGCUUUCAGGAAGAUCAAGAAAUGGCCCGGGACCUUGUGGAGAGAGCUCUGUACAGCAUGGAGUGUGCCUUCCACCCUCUCUUCAGCCUCACCAGUGGAAUUUGCCGGCUGGAUUACCGCAGACCUGAGAACAGGAGCUUCUACCUGGCCCUCUACAAGCAAAUGAGCUUCCUGGAGAAGCGUGGCUGCCCCCGCACUGCGCUGGAGUACUGCAAGCUCAUCCUGAGCCUGGAGCCAGAUGAAGACCCCCUGUGCAUGCUGUUACUUGUGGACCACCUGGCCUUGCGGGCACGGAACUAUGAGUACUUGAUCCGCCUCUUCCAGGAGUGGGAGGCUCAUCGGAACCUGUCCCAACUCCCGAAUUUUGCCUUCUCUGUGCCAUUGGCAUAUUUCCUGUUGAGUCAACAAGCAGACCUUCCUGAGCAGGAGCUCAGCUCUGCAAGGGACAAAGCCUCCCUCCUGAUCCAACAGGCACUCAUCAUGUUCCCUGGAGUGCUAAUCCCGCUGCUCGAGUACUGCAGUGUGCGGCCUGAUGCAGCCGUUGCCAACCACCGCUUCUUUGGCCCUGACGCUGAGAUAAGCCAGCCCCCUGCCCUGAGCCAGCUGGUGAGCCUGUAUCUUGGGAGGUCACACUUCCUCUGGAAAGAGCCUGCCACCAUGAACUGGCUGGAGGAGAAUGUCCGUGAGGUUCUGCGAACAGUGGAUGCAGGGGACCCUGCUGUAGAAGCCUGUGAGAACAGGCGGAAGGUGCUCUACCAGCGUGCACCCAGAAAUAUCCACCGCCAUGUGGUCCUCUCUGAGAUUAAGGAAGCAGUGGCUGCUCUGCCCCCGGAUGUGACUACGCAGUCUGUGAUGGGAUUUGACCCUCUGCCUCCUCUGGAUACCAUCUACUCCUACGUCAGGCCAGAGAGACUAAGUCCUGUCAACCAUGGAAACACUAUCGCCCUCUUCUUUCGGUCUCUGUUGCCAAAUUACACUGCAGAGGGGGAGAGGCUGGAGGAUGGAGGAGCUGGGGGUCUGAACCCAAACCAAGGCUUGAAUAGGCUGAUGCUGGCUGUGCGGGAUAUGAUGGCCAACUUCCACUUCCAGGACCCUGAGCUGCCUCGUGAGGACCACCCUGAGGGAGACCACCCUGAAGGGGACGGGGAGUGGGACUGAGGGAUGGAACCCCACCCUGUGUAAUUAUGUUCCUGAUUACUGUUCUGGUCAGAAUUGGCCAGUUCCCUGCAGUAGAGAUGCUGACUCUGUUAUUGGCUUGUUUCUCAUAUAAACGUGAUGGGUCACACUCUGA
Molecule: messenger RNA, 2261 nt
Organism: Erinaceus europaeus (western European hedgehog)
Lineage: Eukaryota; Metazoa; Chordata; Mammalia; Eulipotyphla; Erinaceidae
Gene: TCF25
Product: transcription factor 25
Exons: 18
Coding region: 83-2128 (681 amino acids)
Cellular component (GO): RQC complex
Source: RefSeq, a predicted model, not a curated record